AUGCGCUGCUCGCGCUGCCACAACGUCGCCUACUGUGGAGCGCAGCACCAGAAGGACCACUGGCGUACCCACAAGCCCGCCUGCACCCUCAAUGCCCGUCCGACCAUCCCCUCCUCCCCCUUCCCCUCGUCCGACAUCCUCGACCCGGCGGCCACAGUGUCCAAGUUGGCGGCCGAGGACCGCGGGCCAUACAGCGACCUCAUGCAGGGCGUGACGACCAUGACGCCCGCCACCAUGAUGUCGGCCCUCACGCCCUUCUCCGAGUCGCUCUCGAAGGACGAGACGUACCAGCGCCUCAUCGACGCGUUCCGGCUGUGGUGCGACGACCUGUACGCGUUUCAGGGCGACCACAUCGGCCUGUACGCCCAGGACGACCCGUACCCCGAGUUCGUGCGCUUCGUCAAGAAGGCGCGCAAGCACCUCCCGAGCUGGUGGACCAACGCCGACGACAAGGCCGUCCUCAAGAUGAGCACGACGCACGAUCACUUCAACCUGCAGUACGCCGUCGAGAAGAGCGACAUCAACGAGCACUAUGGCUCGUCAAUGUUCGCCAUGGGCCUGCGCAUGUGGACCGAGAAGGUGACGGGUCGUCGAAGUGGCUGA
Molecule: messenger RNA, 603 nt
Organism: Rhodotorula graminis WP1
Lineage: Eukaryota; Fungi; Basidiomycota; Microbotryomycetes; Sporidiobolales; Sporidiobolaceae
Exons: 3
Coding region: 1-603 (200 amino acids)
Source: RefSeq, a predicted model, not a curated record